CACAAGUCUUAAAGUGGCCCAGUUUGGAGGCCUCUGGUUUACUGGUUCCAGUGUAGUCUGAAGCCCACCAGCAAUCAAGACGGCUGAGGCCAGAAAAGCUGCCGACUUCCCAGCUUGCCAGAGGGAGAAGACAAAUGCCGUCAAUAAAAUCUACCCGCUGCCAGCCGUAAGAGAGGAGUGGCCAAGCGUAAAUAUAUCCCUUGGUCAACUCAAGGGGUGGAUUGUGGGAGGGCUUACGAGGGUAGCUACAGGCUGGAUUAGACAUUAUAACGCAAAUGUGGCAGUAAAUUAACUGAUUGUUCUUUUAUUGUAUACCAGACUCUUUGUACAAAAACAAUAAGGAGGUGAGGAGAUGACGGUUGUUUUUCUCUGUUAGCUGCAUGCUACGUAAAUAAUCUUGCCGUACCGAUAACGAGGCCAAGGUUUUCCAAUUUGGGUUAAAGAUCAAGCGGAAAAAUGUGUUCCCAGAAAAUGCCCGGAGUUUGUCUGGUUGAUCCUGAGCCCCCGAAAGCCUCGGGACGACCCCUCUCGCCUCCCCGGCUUCUUUCCUUAGGUGCUGUGGGCGUCACGCUGGGCUGCUUUUACCGACUGAGUUGCCUCCUCUUCCUGCUGCCUUACUGGUAUAUCUUCUUCCUGGACAAAACCACUUGGAACAACCACUCCUAUCUCUACGGCCUCCUGGGCUUCCAGCUGCUGUUCAUGAAUGCGAAUCGCUAUUGGUCUAUUGAUGGUCUCUGGCAUCCACGGAAGAGAAAUGCUCACGUCCCUUUGUGGAACUACACCGUUCUUCGUACGCAGAUCUUCAUUGUUUAUUUCAUCGCGGGCAUCAAGAAGCUGGAUGCUGACUGGGUAGAGGGCUACUCCAUGGGCUCCCUUGGGAGGCAUUGGCUCUUCAGCCCUUUCAGGUUGUUGAUGUCCGAGGAACUGACCAGUUUAUUGGUGGUGCACGGUGGAGGGCUUGCGUUGGACCUGACGGCUGGCUUUCUGCUCUUCCUGGAUGCUACCCGUCCCUUUGCCCUUUUCUUCGUCUCCUACUUCCACUGCAUGAAUUCCCAAAUUUUCAAUAUUGGCAUGUUUUCUUACACCAUGCUGGCCACCAGCCCGCUCUUCUGCUACCCGGACUGGCCACGUCGACUGAUUGCCAGGCUGCCUGCCUGCUUCCAAAAGUUCCUGCCACUUACCAAGCCUCCGCAGCCGAGCCUGGAGUGCGUUUAUCUGGAAACGGAGCAACAAAGGCCCAGGGGAGCAGCUAGGAAAUUGGGGCUGCGGCAGAAGCUGGGUGCCAUUUUUACUAUUCUGUAUAUCAUGGAGCAGUUCUUCCUACCUUACUCACACUUCAUUACCAAGGGCUACAACAACUGGACAAACGGGCUCUAUGGCUACUCGUGGGACAUGAUGGUCCAUUCACGCUCCCACCAACACGUGAAGAUUACUUACCGUGAUGGUCGCACUGGGGAGAUCGGCUACCUGAACCCUGGGGUCUUCACACAGAGCCGGCGCUGGAAGGACCAUGCGGACAUGCUGAAGCAGUACGCCACUUGCCUCAGUCACCUGUUGAGCAACUACAACGUCUCGGAACCGGAGAUCUACUUUGAUGUUUGGGUUUCCAUCAACGAUCGUUUCCAGCAAAGGCUCUUCGACCCAAACACUGACAUUGUCCGAGCCCCCUGGUCCCCCUUCCAGAAGACCCCGUGGUUGAAGCCUCUUCUGAUUGAUUUGUCACCCUGGAGGACCAAAUUGAUAGAGAUUGAAAAGUCACUGGACAACCAGACCGAGGUUGUCUUCAUUGCAGAUUUCCCAGGGCUGCACCUGGAGAACUUUGUGAGCGAGGACCUGGGCAACACCAGCCUCCAUUUGCUGAAAGGGGAAGUCACGGUGGAGGUUGUCGCUUCGCAGAGGAAUUACACGCUGCAGGAGGGAGACAAGAUCCAGCUGCCAGCCGGGGAGUACCACAACGUCUUCACCAUCUCCCGGGAGCCCUCCUGCUACAUGUAUCUCUACGUCAACACGACCGAGGUGGCCCUGGAGCGGAAUUUCACCCAACUUCAGGAGUUGCGGGAGAAAGUUCGGAACGGGACUGAAACGGAGCCUCUCCCGCCAGAGCUGCAGCCCAUCUUGGCGGACUCUCUGGGAAACGCCACGCUGGCAGACCCGGUCGUGGAGGCUUUUCUCCAUCGGCAGCGGCGCAUGGAGGAGCGGCAGAGGCGGCGCAACGCCACGCUGGCCGAGCGGCUGCAGCGCUUCCUGAGCAAGAAGUACUUCGUCUUCCGCAGGAGCCUUCUGAUGACCAGCAUCUCCCUGCGGAACCUGGUGCUGGGCCGCCCCCCGCUCUCUCAGCUGGCCCAGGAGGUGGCCUACGCCAACAUGAAGGAGGCGGCCCAGGAGGAGGCGGCCCCCCCUGGGCCGGAGCGCUCGGACCUCUGAAAGCCGCCACUACCUCAACCACUGCCACCGUCACCACUAGCCAGGAAGGCCUUCACGGGGGGGGGGGGGGGGGGAGGGGCGCCGGCCGGGGGGGGGCCCGGGGGGGGUGGGG
Notechis scutatus (mainland tiger snake) is the source of this 2536-nucleotide messenger RNA. The record is from RefSeq and is a predicted model, not a curated record. NCBI's taxonomy places the organism in Eukaryota, Metazoa, Chordata, Lepidosauria, Squamata, Elapidae.